AUGAAAAAAUCCAUGGGUAAAAAGGUAAGAAACCAUAUACCUUAUGAUCUUGGAAUUUCAAUUCUCUCAAAUUCUCCUUUAAAAUCAUUAAAACGAUUCGGAUGCGUAUGCAAGUCAUGGGGGAUUCUAUUUGAAAAUUCUAAUUUCUUGAGUAUUUUCUCAAACAAUUUAAUAUCUAAUCAUCAUUCUUAUUACGAUGAUACAUCUCUUCUCUUACAACAGACAAUAACUGAAUAUGAUAGGAGUGUUUAUCACUCAUUGUAUUCUCUUUAUGGUGAUAGUUUUAUAAAUAGAGUCAAAUUAGAAUGGCCAAAUCCCUUCCACUUGGACAAACCACAUUUUUAUAUUUUAGAUUCUGGUAGUAUUAAUGGAACUCUUUGCAUGUACGAAAAUGUAAAUGGAGUUUGUAGAAUUGUAAUUUGGAAUCCAAAUAUCAACGAAUUAAUAGUCAUCCCUCGUAGUCCUGUUGAAUUUGUACCACCCCCUUCUGAAGUAUAUAUAGUUGUACUUCACGGAUUUGGUUAUGACCAUAUUCAAGAUGACUAUAAAAUAAUUCGAUUUGUAAUGAUUGGCAACCCAGAUAAAUAUACAUCUGAAGCCGUAUAUUGGGAGAUAUAUAGUUUAAAAAGAAAUUCUUGGAAAACACUGCAUAUGGACAUGCCUCCUUGUGGUAUAGAUAUUACCGGAGAACGAAUAUACAUAUUCGGAAUGUGUCAUUGGAUACAUAAAUCAUCUUAUAUAAAUAAAGAUGAUCUCUAUUUGGUUUCAUUUAACUUGAAUGAUGAGAUAUUCAACACAACAUUUAUACCCUUAUUCAUGGAUGCUAAUCUUAAUCAUGAAUAUUUUAGCACACAGUUGGUGAUCUUAAAUGGAUCAAUUGCCACGAUUUCAUGGUAUGAUGGUACUACUACUUUUUAUAUAUCAAUACUAGGUGAACUUGGUGUUAAAGAAUCAUGGAUACAUCUCUUUAUUGUUGGACCAUUGUCUUGUGUUGACCGUCCUAUUGGAAUAGGCAAAGAGGGCGAUAUAUUUUUCAGAAAACAAGAUGGUGAAUUAAUUUUGUUUGACUUAAGAACAAAUUUGAUUUCUAAUCUUGGUAUUAAAGGGUGUUAUCAUAGUCAAAUAGUAAUUUUAAAGGAAAGCUUUCUUCAAAUUGGAGGAAUAAAUUUGUAG
Molecule: messenger RNA, 1173 nt
Organism: Lathyrus sativus (Indian pea)
Lineage: Eukaryota; Viridiplantae; Streptophyta; Magnoliopsida; Fabales; Fabaceae
Source: the annotation of a GenBank genome assembly